AUGUCAAAUUCGACAAGUGACUCGUCAUACUCGAUGUUUUUAACAUCGUUCCGGAAUCAAGUGAGUCGUCACUAUUUGUCGCUAGGAUACCCGCAUGUACGGUCUCCGUCUUACGAACGUACGCCGUAGUAAAUUUGUGUUCAGCAAGUAAGACAUUUUGCUGUUAGUUUUAAUAUUAUAGCGAAUCGACUCAUUACCAAACUUAAAUACAAGAACAUUAUUACCCAUGCAACGUGGGCGCUAUUUAUUCGAUAUUUUAAUUUUUAAGAGGGUUAUUAUACUACGUGAAAUAUGACAGUUCUUAGGUAAAACUCACAUGAAAGUUAAAAUAUCGAAAAACUAGCUCCAAUGUUCUUUUCUCAAUUCACCUCAAUAUUAUAACUAACAGCAUAAAGUGGUCCGUGUUGAACGCAAAUUUGCUGAUCCACGAUUGUAAAACGUAGACAGAUUAUGCGGAUAUCACAUUCUUUCCAAUGUUGUUUUCUAUAAUAUUAUAAGUGUGUGUAAUUUCGUAGAGUGAUAAAUCCGGAAAUGUUGCGGAUCCGUGUCUCUUACGUCCCUUGUCGGAUCGAGAAGAGGAAAUCAGGAUGGUUCAAAGUUUGCCAAUACGAAUCGGUAAAAAUAAUUUUCGUUUAGGUGGUAUUAAGGUGGGCUUUUUUUAGCAAGAAUUUUUUAGGCAAUAUUUGAUUAGUGUUGUAUUCAUAGGUACCGAGUUCAUAGAGUCUGCGAGUCAAUAAUGAGCUAGAACUCAGCCCCCAAAGAUUUUAAUGAUAAAAAAUAACUUUUAUACUAACGGUUAUGUAAAAUAUUUAUUCUUAACGCUUAAACACCGAAGUAUUCUACCAGAAAUUAAAAGUGUUUAUUAAAAUAGUAUUUUCGUCUGAUAAAAUAGACUAAGAAUAUAUUAUAUAUGUGAUAAAAACUACUUUUUAUCGCCUGUUAUCUCGAAUAACUUGUUCAUAUAUAAUCACGUGGUUAAAGAUAUCUGAGGCUUCACUACGUGGUUCAUAAUAGGUCAGUGAUACUCAUAGCUAGUGCAUAUUAAUAUAUCUCUAACACAUGUUAAUAGUUUUUUGAUUAUAGUAGGCAUUACUUGUAUUAAGUAAAAAUUAAAUUGUCAUCUACUGACAAAACCUAUUCAAAAUAGAUAUCGUAGUUUUUUAAUUUUAUGUUUUUGGAAAAAUGUUUAAAAAGUUAAAAAGCAACAGACUUUUCAGAUUUUCCGGAUAUAAUUUACGUAUUCCAACCUCUCGACCCCUAUGACUAUGAACCCAUUAUACACUUUAUUGGUCUAAACUUCUUAAACUAAAGACGUAACAACCUCGAUAGAUGUUUUAUCUGUGAACUGCUUCUGAACGAGCAGAAGCUCCUCGGUUCCUAGAACAUCUCAAUAUUCGCAUAAUGAAUAACACCAAGCUGUAAAAUGCCUUUUAUUUGACUUCUUAUCAAACCAACUACGUACAACCCCCAAAAACAUUUUAAAAACCUAGAGCCUAUGGUUGUACCUAUUCAGUGUAUGCUAUGCAUAUAUAUAUAUUAAUUAAUUUACCAAAUAAUAUCGAUUAUUACUUUAAAAUAAAUAGCGUAUAACGGCCAUAGAACGGAAAAAUGUAAACCAAAAAUAUUAAUACUAAUAAUAUAAAAUUUGCAUUUAAUUCACUACAAUAUUUAAACACAUCAUGUGUAUUUUAAUUUACGCUAAAAUGUUCUAAAAAACUGCUUAUUAUUAAUCUAAUUUAUUCAAUUUGUUUAUUCUACCACUAAGAAUUAUUUUCACCACUUCUUUAUGUAUAUUUUUAUUACUGUGCUACUGUUUUGAUCGUCAUAUUAACUGCUGUUUUGUAUCUCGGUUUCGACCCAUUGAGAUAAAGAAACAAAUAGAAAAAAAAUUCUUAACAUAAUCAUAGGUAGCAACUCCACCUUAUAGCUAAACCAAUUAAAACUCUCGACAAUAUAUUUGAAUGCUGAUGAUUUUAUUUAAAUUAUAUUUAAAAUCGUGCAAAUUUUAAAUUUUAAUUAACGUAAAAAAAGCCUUUAAAUUUAUAUAAAAAAAAAAAUAAAUAAAAUGCCUACUCGCAUGCAUAGAGCUAAAUGUAUUUAUUUCACUCCUCUAUGAGAUGAGCCUAUUAUAAUUUAUUUUCUUGUAUUAUUACAAUUAUCGAUAACGAUACAAUUAUGUAUAAUAUAGUUUCACGUAUUAUUUGUUUUUUUUAAUGUUGUGUGGUGUAGGGUAAUGAUAUCGUAAAUUAAUAUCUCAAAUAAUAAAAAUAAAUAACUAAUGUAACUGAAUUUUAAUUAUCAGUGCCUAAUCACAAUGUCAGUGAAGUCGUCAGUAGAGCAAUAAAAAGGUGUGAGGAACGGGUAAGUCGACAAAUCGAAUUAAUCGAAAAUGAAUUUAUAUCAAUCAACAAUAAAACCGAAAACCAAAUAUUAAAAGCUUCGCGAGCACUAGACGCGGCUUUGAAUGUGAUAGACAAAACAUUGUCCGAUAUUAGAGAUAGAAACCCGGUGAAUAUAAAAAAAAAAAAAAAACAUUUUACUCUGUAUAAGUACGUCUGAUAUAUUCUGUUAUAAAACUGUUGGUGUUAGGACGAUUUUUUUGACUUCGAUUUGCUAAGGCAAAGUACUAUGAUGGUGGACCAAUUAUUAGACAAACGCAAUCAAAACAUUGAUGAUUUCAUGGAAGAACUGCGUUACUUAGAAAAAAAGAGGACCGCGUUAAUUGAGAAUUGUUACAAACAACAUAUGUUAAACAUUAAAAAACUUUCGAAUGAUUCGUUUGAACGGCUGUACGAGAAAUAUCUAAAAGUAUAAAUCACACAUUAAAUUUCGUACGUGAUUUUUAGUUUAUUAUACUAUUUGCAAUGUUGUCUUCGAUUAGAAUUACAAUACAAUUAAAUUGGGAAAUUUCCGAACAUACGAAGAACUACGAUUUAAAUUAACUCAGUUGAGUGGAAGUUUGAGACAGGAUUUCGCACUUAGAGCCCAUAAUGUCAAAUUAAAAAUAAAAAAAAACAUUGGGGAGAGUUUUAAAAAUAAAUUUAUGUAAGUAAUCAAUUUGGUCAUAUUAAUAAUAAUCUUUCAAUCAUUUACUUAUAUAAUACCGAAAAUAUACUUUUAUAGAAAUGCUGCUGAUAAUAUUUUAUCGGAUAAAAUUUCAAUUAUUCAAACGAAACCCUUACAUUUGAUAAAUGAUUUAAACGAACUAUUUAACAUUGUAAUACGAGAGUUGGGAAAACAAAUAAACUGUACGAUUAUUCUAGAAAGUUCGGCAUUGUUAAAAGCGCAUUUGAAAAACCUCGGUAGAACUUAGAUUUCCGGAGUAUAAUACGACGGAUGAAUAAAAUAUUUUGAAUUUUAGAUGAAAUGAUGGCCAAUGCGAUGCCGUUAGAUCAUGAUGAAAUGUUAGAGGACAUUCAGUUGCUUUUGAUGAAAACGGUAGGGGACUUUAAUAAAACCAUUAUGGAUUCGGGUGAACAUCUUAGCCCCGGUGAAUUUAUCGCGUUCAAUAAUGAAAUAUUCACCGAAGCGAUCAGCUUACAACAGGAAAAAAUUAAAACAGUUUUGAAAGUCCAGUUAUUUUUAAGUGACGUUAAAGAUGCCAUUAAAGUAAUAGAUACGGUGCUCAGCUCGGCGACCGAAAUAUACUGCGGUCACUUAAAGCGUUUAAUGGACGCGAGAAAUACGGUUUUAGUAGGCCUAGAGGCGAAAUUUAAAAUAAACGAUUCGAAUUUAGAAGUAGACAAUAACGUACAUAAUAUUAUUAUAAAUAAUUUAAAAACGUAGCACGUUUUAUUCAUAGGUUUUUCAAAAAAAUUUCGACGUUAAAUUAGAAUCAAUGAUCCAGGCGUCAAACGAAACCGAUGUUAGACAGUUAGAAAAAAAAUGUUAUAAGGCACUGAAAUAUAUUAAUGCCAAGUAAAUCAUAAAAUUUUAAAUUAAAUAUAAGUAUAAUUAUUUGUUUAUAAUCUUUUUAUCGAAUCGCAAAGGAUCAUAUCCAAUCAAGAGAGCGAGAUAGAAGUCGUAUCAAACUAUAUGAACCUAAUUGUAUCUGAAUUUUCUAUUGUCAAAUCGGAAGUGAAACGAGUUUUAGAUUUAUUUCCGGGAAAUUUAAAUUCGAUUCCUGAUUUUCAGAAGUCUAUACACAAUGAAACUUGGGCAGAACCAAUCGAAUCAACGAUCGCAUAUUUUAAAACUGUUAUGAUAAACUGUCAGAAUGCGUAAGUGUCACAUUUAUCGUUUCUUUUUAAAUGGUUUCGAAUCUUACUACUAUCAUAAUUGUUAUUUGUUCGAUGUAUAUUAGUCUUCACAAAACAAUGUCGAGAUUAAUAGCAGACUUAACAUCGUCGGAUUUAUUGGACAACGAAUUUAUUUGGACCACAUAUAUCAGAAAUAGUAUUGACGAACGGUUUAACGUAGCAAUGGAAUUGUUUGAAAAUCUAACAAUUAAGGGAUGCGAUGAAAUCGCAAAUAACAGAAUUAACGAAAUUGAAGAACACGGGCAUCUUCUCGAGCGUCAUAUAAAUGUAAAUCAAGAAGAACUCGGUGAAUUUCAUCAUAUACAAUCAAUCACUCUAAAAUAUUAUAAUAUUAUUUAGGAUUCUCAAAAUAUCAGUGAUAAUUUAAAAGAAGAAACGUAUAAAUUGUACGAUGAAUUUUUUUUGAUGAAAGACGUGAUCCGUAAGAGUGUCCAACAAUGCGACAUUAAUGAAUUGUCAAUAAUCGAAUUGACCCGAUUUAUAAAAUAUCAAGGGAUACAAAUCGAUUCUGUUGCGAAUGAAUUUAAACAUAGAUUUGAAUCACUCUACGAAAAUGUCGAAUCGAAGUACCAAGCGAUUAAGGAUUCGACUGCGGAAUUCAUAACGGCUAUUAAGUGAAUACUAUAAAAACACGAAAAUAAAUUUAUAAUCACACUUAUUUGAAAAAUAUGUAUAUUAUUUUUUUUAGAACAUUUUCAGAAGGUGGGAAUUAUGGUCAAGAUGAAGCAACAAGUUUCAUAGAUACUUUAAACGUGUUAAGCUCUACAAUGUUUGAAGAACAAUCUGACCUCGUAGAGUUUCUAAGCCACAAUAGAUAUGAAUCAAUAAAUAAAAUCAAGGAAUCGCUUUCCAAAGAUUUAAAAUCGUGUGUUUUUAAUCUAAUUUUAUUAGUUUAUAUUUUUGACUGUUUCAAUUAUGCUAAUUAAUAUCAAUUAUUUCAAUCGUAUGCAAUUACAGAAUAAAUAUUGAACUUGAUAAAAAAGUGUUAAAACAAAAACUUUCUGUGAUUCAUAAACUUAUAAACGUUACCGUAAACCAGGAAAUUCUGAAUUUAGAUAAAAUGUUAGAUGAUCUACGUACGCAACUACAAGUUGUUAAAAUAACGUAUGAAAAAGAAGACUUCGUAAACUUGUCAAAAUGUUGGCCAGAAAUAUUAUCAAAGAUGAAAAACUUUGUCGAUUUUCUGUUAGAGACGCAUCUCGAUAUAAGUAAAAGAAUGUCGAUUAAUCUGACGUCAUAUACUAAUAUUAUUAUUUCACGAUUAUAUUUUGUUUAGAGGCUCUGCUCAAGCCCCACAUUCAAAGUUCUAUAUGGAAUACGAAAUCCAAGAGUUCGUUCGUCUUGGAAACAGUCACCUUAAAUUCGGCGAAUACGUUUGUUAAUGGAAAAUUCAAAUUUUACGAUUACUGCAAAACUCUUGUUACUAGUCCCAAACCUAUCGAUGGUUCGAGAUUUUUGAAUAACAUUUAUUUAGUGAUAUUUCAAUACACAAUGGAGUCUCAACAAAACGCUGCGGUAUAAAUAAUACAAUGUCUUAUUUAUGUCGUAUUUAUGUACUUUGUGCGCACAGGAUUUAGCGGUGAUCGAUUCAACAAAUUCUUGGACGAACCAGACGCUGAACCCAGCCCAGAUUUACCACGAAAUCAUGGAAGGAGUGAUGAGAAAGUGUAGAACAACGGUUUUACAAACGGAGUUGAUUUGGAUUUUUAAACUGUUAGGUUUGUGCGUAUGGUCCAAAACGCUAGUAAACACUAUUACCCCCCCCCCCCAUCACCAAAUGGUUCUAAUCGACUGGGUAUUUUGUUUUAGAAUAUUUUGAUUUUUUAAACGAAUUCCGCACGAUCGAAUUGCUGUUCAAAAAUUCCGUUCUGAUGGCGUAUCACAACGAUUCGGUGAUGAAACUAAACGAGGCGUUCAACGAGUUCGAGCAGGAGAGUCUGAUGGUCAAAGAAACGUCGAAAACCAUUCGUGAACGGUUUUACUUCAAAUUGAAACCGUCGCACGGACACCCAAAUAACAGCCGAAGAUUGUACGACCUACUCGCUGAAUUCCGUAGCGUGGAAUCCGAAUGUUCAAACACGUUAUCAGAUGUCUGCGCUCGUAUAGAAGUAAACGAGAAAUAAGAAACGUUCACAUCAAUUUUACCUAGUUUUGUUUUAUUAUUAUUAUUAUUAUAGACGGUUAUAGAACAAAUGAUGGAAACCUACGAACAAGCAUGCCCGACGGACGUACUGCAAAUGGCUACGUUUUUCAUAAACUGUCGCGCGAACCUCAAAACCAAACUCGACUCCAUCUCCAUCACACCCACCGCGAUCAAUACCCGUGAGUUGCACUAGACAGGGAUUAUAAUCAUUAUUAUUUUAAACCAUUCUAAUGAGUGAUGUUGCAAAAUCGUUAAAAAAAAAAAAAAAAAGUGUUGACACUAAAAAGACCAAUACCAAGAUUGAGUCUACAAGACCAAUACUACAAGACUAUUGCAGUCUUGAUAAUUUGUUUUCCCUCUAAAUAAAAACCCUCUAAUAUACAAAUUGAGUACUAUUACACUUGAACGGCAUUUAAGAGUAUAACGAAUUAUAAAAAAACAAAAUUAAAAAUAAUAUUAUAAAUACGUAGGUAGUAGAUUUGUUAUCAAUUACGUUAGCGGAAUAAUAUUAGUUCAUACGGUUGUACCGUUCGUUUAUUUUCUCGAAAUCGACCCAGACGUGGUUGUGGGAAUUACAGGUGAGUAUUAUCAGUCACGGAUACGAUUUACGUUCAAACCGCAAUAUAUUUCAUUCGUGUCCGCAAAAUGUCUCUCUAUUUUGAAUAUUAAAUAGGAUGUUAUGGUAGGUACCGUAUAUGCAUGGUUAUCGUCCGUGCGUGUUAUUGUCAUCUGACGAUAUUGUAUUGCACGAGUAUAUUAUACUGCCGCAGCAUCAGUAUUUAUUAUGUUGUAGUGUGUCUCAUACAUCAGUCAAUGUUAUUUAACCGUUAAUUUUUUUUAAAAACAAGUACUAUAGUUAUAUCUUAAAGAUCGUAAGAAAAUCCCAUACAUUUCUUGUGUUAAUAAUCGGUAGGUAUUUAUUUAAUUUUCGUAGGCAUUUUGUAAAAUAAAGCAAGUCUGCAAGAGUCCUGCAGUAAUACCAAAAUCAGGACCAUGAUUGGAUCUGCAAAAACAAGACGAAGAUCAAGACUGCCUUAGUCUUGGACUUGAUCUCUCUUCGCUAAAUGUCCAUAAUUGGUCCUGAUUUAUCAAUUAUUCAACGUGAAUUUAGAAAAAUCGUGGAUUCACGUGUUUUUUUUUUUUUUUUUUAUAGACUACGAAUUUAAAGCAAUUUCAGAAUCUCUGGCUACGAAACUAACGGAAAAAGAACAAAUCGAACUGGCCGUGAACACCGCAAAGCAGUUUUUACAAACGGAAGUCAGUGCCGUCUUCUGGCCAGAUAACACGCGGCUCUGGACCGAGAACGUUCGCGUAAGUCGAAUACAAACGGCAACUGAUUCCGCUAUUAGUGGCGCCGAAGUAAAAAAUCUAAUGUAGGACAAACUUAUUAACAAAUAUCAGACAACCGGCGACAGGAAAAAAAAAAACUAUACCAUAUAAAUUUAUUUAUUUUUGGCGAAGGGAUUCUUCCGGGUCUCCCCCUCGGCAAUGUUUUAUUCAUUAACAAAAACUAUUUGUUUAAAAAACAUUAAUGAUAACGAUGAUAAAAAAAAAAAAAAACGUCGCAAACGAAAAACGCGAUUUAUUUUUCUUCUUGUUCCGACCGCCAACCGACGUCUAUAGUACCGAGGGAGUACAUGCGGGCGGUACAGGCGGUUUUAUCGAUACGUUCGAUUCUUUUAACGAUAAUCGAAACCAGUGACGGGUAUUUGGGAGCACCGGCCAACGUUGGACGGUUCAAAGCGCUCAUACCGUCGAUUCCGUUUUUCAGUACCAACGUCGGCGUUUCAGUCCGUUACGAGGUUCGACUUCAAACGUCAUAAAACCGCGCGACGUUGUAUUCCAGUCCGUUUCACCGCGCCUCCACCCCGCGGCCCGUCGUCCGCCGUCCGAACCGUCGCCGCCCACGGUGUUGUCGCGCGAUUGUUGUUGCCGUUGUCGUUAUCGCGCGUUAUCGUGUCAUUAUAUUCACGCCCGGGAACGCCCCGAAUCGCCGUACGCGAGGGUGGCGGGGUGGGUGGGGGGGGGUAUGGUGGGGUGGCGUUCGCACGCGGGGGUUGAUAAUGAAACCGAAAACGGUAAUAAUAACAGCGAUGUUACCGUUACCGUUGUCCGACGAACAGUCCGCGCCGUCGGCCACACGACGACGACGACGACGACGACGACGACAACGCGGACCGCGUGUGACCGACGAUAUCCGUGACGCGUCUGUCCCGCGCGCGCGCGUAACGGCGCCAAACUCCCGGUGUAGUCUUUACUAAUCGGCCGGAUCGGAAGACGCGCGCGAUUCUUUUCCCCGUGCGCGUAUUAUUGUUGACACGUUGCACCGGUAAUAUUCCCACGGGCGGGUUUUCAUCAACCGCGCGCGUAUACAUUAAUACGGUAACGCGGCGCGAUCGCGACAUUCUAGCCGUGUUGUGACGCCGGCGUACGACACACGGCGCAGCGGCCGGAUCCGCGGUACCCGUCGGCGGCGCCGCUCCGGACGCGCGAUGUUCGCGGCGAUAACCGCGCGCCGUUCGCAUAUUAUCGUCGGUGGGCGGGGGGUGGGGGGGGGCAGCCGCGCUCGUUUCGGUCGGCAUCUACUCGGAACGCGUUUUCCCUCCGGGGACCGACUUCCCGACUCCGUCCCGGACCGACGUGUUAACGACUAACGUACGCGAACGAAAGAUGACACGGCUGAGACGCACAGUUAAAAACAGUGUUCUCCGUCACGCAACACCGGUACCGACUGAACAUUGUAAAAUACGAUUGCCGACAUAAACGCUGCGGAAUCGUAUUUACCCGAUAAACCGACUGCACGGUAAUAACGUAUCGAGACGAAAAUGAUAAGCGAUUUCGAUUUAUCUAUACGAAUCGUGUAAGAAAAAACGUCAAAAUCGACAUUUGAACCGUCCGCGAUCCACUGGUCUCGAUACUCCGUUGUGUCGUCGCUUUGGUGCCGCGUGUUCAAAUGAAGUUUCGAUCUAAUUACAAUAACAAUCCAACGACGAACGGUGUACAGUUAAAGUUUCGAUGGUCACCGCUGUUUGUUGUGCCCUUCCACGAAUUACCUUAUUGUCUGUUAAUCGGUUAUAUUUAACUAUUGGUCCGUAUCGCCACGGCAACCGACGGGUUAGUAAGAACAGUUGGAUUUUCGGGCGGCUAAAAAUACUAAUGAUUGCCGCCCUACCUCGGCCCACCUCAGUGCUUGAAUACGGUGAGUGGGCGGGUGUGUGUGUGUGUAGCUUAGAUAUUUUAUUCCCGGUCUAGAACGAUAUCCGUGCAAAGUUCCGGCUCAAUCCGUCCCGUGUUUGCGGGGCAAGAGUUGGUAACAAACAUCCGUCCGUUCGAAAAAUGUUUCGCAUUCAUACCUACUAGUACACGUAGUGUUAAUCUGGCGACCGGCACAAUCGGGAUGUUUUAUUCGGUUUAUGUAUGAUUGAAAAAAUAGGUUUCGCUAAUGCGGAUUAACGACGACGAUGUUCUGAAAACGUAGUUUUCGCGGCCGGUAUUUUCCUAUGAAAAUCGCUAUUAUACAUAAAUAUUUCGGUUUUACGUUUUGUUUUUGUUUUUUUUUUUUUUUUUUAUCACACGUCGCGCGCGAUUUACGUAUUUCGAUUUCGAUUAAAACGUUAUUGCGGUUUAUCGCUCGCCAAGGCCGUUAACCCGUAAAUAGUGUCAUUUGCGCUGUACAACCACCGACAAUCCGCGAUUUAUCGUAUCGCGUAUUGUGUAGUGCACGGGUACCCGAUCGUGCGAGCGAUAACACUACGCGCAAAACUGCGUUUGUCACUUUGGUCCCGGCACCCGAACGUGAUUGCUCGUUGUAUUUUCAGGACUUUUCGGCGCUCUGUCGGGAUUUUCGCGACCGAGUCCAGAAGUACGACGCCGCGGAAAAAUCGAGAUUAGUCGACUGGGCGACGAGUUUCCUGCGGGACGUGGAACAGAUAAAGGAACAAUACCGUUAA
Messenger RNA from Cinara cedri, 10352 nucleotides. The record is from the annotation of a GenBank genome assembly. Lineage: Eukaryota; Metazoa; Arthropoda; Insecta; Hemiptera; Aphididae.